Pelobates cultripes (western spadefoot toad) is the source of this 9662-nucleotide messenger RNA. NCBI's taxonomy places the organism in Eukaryota, Metazoa, Chordata, Amphibia, Anura, Pelobatidae. The record is from the annotation of a GenBank genome assembly.
GGGUCCCCCCUAGGCAGGCAGGCAGGCUGGCUGGGUGGGGUGGGGGGUGCCCGGGGGGUCCCGCCAUGGCGGUGUGUGGAGCAGUCCCAGCAUUGUGGGUGUCAGUGCCAGUGACGCCAUAUUUGCCGGUGCCGCCGCUGUAAACAACAAAAAGUGUCUGAGGAGACAGACACGAGCCGCUGCACAGGAUCUCAGGACACUCUGUUUGUUGUUGUGGGUGAAUUGCUCCGCUGCCGCCGCCAGCCAUGUCUCUCGGAAUGUCUUACAAGGCCGGCCUGAGCGCGCCGCUCCCCGGACACCCCGCCGCCCCCGGUGAGUGAGGGGCACAGGGGGGAGCGCUGGGGGGCCCGGGAUCGGGGGGGAUGGGGGUACCUGGGGAGCGGAGCCCGGACUGCCUGCCCGCCCGGUGAUAUCAGGUCACAUCCCGGCACCGGGCUGGCUGGCUGGCAGCGCUGGGAGGGGGUGGCCGGGAUGGGGGAGGCCCUGGGGGGAUGGGAUGGUGGCCCCGGUGACAAGCGAUGGAUCAGCACGAGCCCUUUGAUCAAGUCCGUUUCGGCGCCUCCAUGAUCGGCUCCCCAGGGCUGCCUGAUUGAUCUGGAUUACAGGCAGGCGGCGCUGCGAGGACACCUACAGGCCGCCGCGGGAACUGCAGGGCGCUGCUUGCUCAGAGUGCGUGGUACGGGUGAUGAUGUUAAAUAGGAGGAGGGAGGGAGGGAGAGGGGGGUGUUAAAGGGUUCUGCCCAUUAAUGGCAUUCCUAUCAAACAGUAAUACUUUACUGACUGAUUCAUCUUUAUUGCUAUUUCUGUUAUUCUUACCAUCCCCCCCCCUCCCUCAGGACCAUGCAUGUACUGUAAUUGCUACAGUUAUCUUUUUUUGGGGGGGAGGGGGCUGAGGGGGGGAGAUGGUUUGCAGAAAUACUUUUUUGGGGGGUGAGAGCCUAGUAUUUUGUCAUAUAAAGUGAUAAAAACUGUAUCCUGCUAAACUCUGCUGCCUUGUAUCAGUGUGAUAAUAUUAAUUCACUAAUAUUCAACAGUUCAGGGUAGAAUGAAGUGUAAGCGUCUUAAAUUGCAGGUAAAACUGCACCUCACAUAGACUUAAAAAAAUAAUGGAUAAUGAAUGUUUUAGGCUGUCAAGAUCUCAUUCAUAUUUUUGUGUUGUCGUAUAGAAUAACGAACCUUCUUAUGGGCCACGUAAUUAUAUACUUGAAAACAAGAGAAAUCUCAAUGUAUCCAUCCUGGUAAAAUAUUUUAUAAAUACAUUAUAUAUGAAAAAUCAUAUCUUCUAUUGGUAAACAAUAGGUGAACAUGUAUAGGAUAACAUUUGAUUUCCCUGUUUUAUUGUUACUAUGAUUUUUUAAAAUUGUUACUAUAUUCAUAAAGCUUCACACUUUCAGCACUGUGCUUGGAUAAUUAUGUCAAUCAAAAUAUGCCAAACAUUUUUAAGUAAUGUGCACUAAAUAUCUUAGAUGCCAUUGAUAUGUUUAAUACCAGAGUCAUCUAGAACAUGUUAAUUCCCAUUAGUAGAAAGGAGAGAGUGGGCAGAUGUCCUCUGUCACAAGAAGAAAAAAAAUAAAAAAAAAAAGAUAAAGGGAUUUGCAAAAUUUAGGCCAAAAAAAAAAAAAACAAGAAAAAAAGCUGCGUUUAAGAUUUUUUUUUUUUCUAGUUAAGGGAUAUUGGCUUAAAAAUUAAAAUUCCCCAUUUCAAGGUUCCAUAGUUCUAAUGAAGAUUAUUCUCUUUAUGAAAUGGUUUCACAAAAAUCUGAAAUACUAAAUAACAUGCUAUACAUGACUAGGAUGUAUAAGUAGAAUGCUAAAAUACUAGCAAACAAAUCUAUAUGUAAAUAUUAUAAUAAUGAUUGCAUAAAACCUGUCAAACCUGCCAAACCGCUACAGAUUUAUGACAUCUUCCAAAACCUUUUAAGAUACAAGCGUACACUCAAUGCUUGGAAUGUUAUAUUAGGCUACACACCCUUAAUCUGCAGUUUAAACUCAGACUGCUGACAAAUCAUUCUGUAUCUCUCUUUUUUGCUACAUACAGAGUUUAGUAUAAUGUACACAUUUACAGCCCCUUGUAAAUCUUCCCUUUCUCAAAAGUCAUACCAGUCCUGUACGCCAACAUUUUAUUCAUUCCAGAACGUAGUACCAUUUUUGACCACAUGUGGGUCUUUUAUACUUUUAAAACAGUGCUUUAUCUGUAGGAAGAUGAGAAUUCUGCUAAUUAGACAGGAAGUUCUUUCCUAUCAUCAAAUCCUUGAAGGGGUUAACAAUUUAUUUUGGUAGAGCAUAGCAUGGUUUAUAGGAAAAUAGGUGAGGAGUAGCUUCCAUUCAUAACAACAAGUACAUAAAAUUACUGCGCAAUCAUCAGGAUAAAUUUAAGGGACACUCUGCACCCCUAAUGCUUUAUCUGGAUGUCCUUUUAAAAAAUAUUUUUUUUACCAAAAGAAAUGUAAUUAAUUUAUAUCAGAUUUGUGAUAUAUCUAAACCUCUACAAAAGAUACAUUUAAUUCAUAUUUGGAUGAUAUUCAUAUUCUGAGGCAUUCAGCUGAUGCUUUCAGUCAAUAAAUUCCCACCAAACAUGUGCAGAAUUGACAUAACUAAUGUGGAAGUAGGAACUUCUACAUCAGCGCUAUCACAAAAGGAGGCCGGGCUUGACUAUUUCCAGUGGAAUAGCACAAUGGGGCCCUGACCUCAUAACCACUUAACAUAAACCCCUUAACAUUAUAGCAUGGAACUGUAAUACUGGGGUGGUGAAUGGGCAUAUUUAACAGGAGCAUAACCUUCACCGAUAAUUAAAGGAACACUCUAAGCACCAUUCCGUUUUGGAAAAUAUGAAUAGGAAACAUUUUGAUUUUAUGAAGAGCCUUGUACAUUAAAUGGACUCUAUAGCCACCAGAACAACUACAGCUUAUUGUAUUUGUUCUGGUGAGUAUAAUCAUUCCCUUCAGGCUUUUUGCAGUGAACACUGUUUUCUAGAGAAAAUACAGUGUUUAAUUUACAGCCUAGGGAUACCUCGACUGGCCGUUCUUCAGAUGGCUGCUAGAGGUGCCUAUUGUGGCAGUGCUGUACUGUGACUGGCUCAGAUCAUCGCUGAUGAUGUCAGCCAAGAAGGUAGAUCAGGGGCAGAGCCAGCAGCAACAGACUGGAAUAAAGGUAAGAUUUUACUAUAUUUAGGGGGCCACGAGACCUAGAUGGUGGUUUUAACACUAUAGUGUUCCUUUAAAAUAAAAUAAAAAGUUUGUUUCAAGUUGUUGCAGUUUAGUCAUUGUUAUCUAAGACUUUUAUUUCAUAAGAAAAACAAAAUAUAAUUUUAACUCAUUGAGGAUUAGUGACCAAAUUACAAACAGAAGUUCAAAGACAUAAUUUGAGUUUAGAACACUAAGGACUAUGUAUACAGAGUACUUCUAAGGCAAAGAUCUAAAAGUGGAGCAAUCAGCAGAAACAUUCCAUUGGUUUCCACAGUGACUGUUCUACAUUUAGAACUUUUCUCCGUUGUACUUAUCUAGUGUAAGCAAGACAUUUUAGAGUUGCAGAUGCUAAAUAACCACAUAAUGGUCUUUGUUCUAAUUUUCACAGUUUGCCUUUCAUCAUAUCAGAAUAGAGCUGCAAUGGAAAUCCUGGCAAGAAUUUUAUUUAAAUUUUUUUUGUAAAGACAAAUGGCCACGAUGACGGGCAGGAAGACUUUUGGGAAAUAUUAUGGUGGGGUUGUUGUGAGGGUUACACAAGUGGUAUUUUAACGUGAGACACCUUAGUUUUUUAUCUUUUAGAUCUAAAUUCUUUGCAUUAGCUAGAAAUUGAUGGGAUACAAUAAUUACUAGACUGCACCAUUUCCUGUCUAACAUGCACCAUUCUUCUUCUUCCUUGAACCUUAAAAGGUGUCUUACAGAUUAUUUUUUUUAUUACCAGCAUCUUUUAAUGCUCGUUUAGGUUAUGUAAAAGUUGUUUGAGGUGACAGGCAGACUUUACACUGUAACUCUCAGAAGAAUUUGCAUCAGUCUGAGCGUUAGUCACUCUAGCUGAUUUUCAGUGUAAUUUAUACCACAUUGCAAAUGUGUUAUCACAUUAUAAAAACAUUGAUAAUAAAAACGGCUAGGUUCUGUAGACAAAACUUGGUUUGGUGUGUAAAAUUAUUGGAAUGUAGUUGGCUUCUCUAUGUCAACAUUCUUGUACCUAGUCCUGUGUAUUACUUUAUAUAUCUAUAAGGUUCUUAUGAUGGCCCAUGGGGUUGUUUUUAUAGAGUAUAUUUUUGGUUGGAUGCUGCCAGUAUUUGACGGUUUGGGUUUUUAUAAUGUUAUCUGUGAUACUUGUUUGGACCCCCUUCAACUCCUACCACCCCUUUCCACUCAUGAAUACGUGUCUACAUAUCAAGAUUUACGGUUUUACAUAAUGUGAUGGUUUGGCCAGUUUGUGAAGUCACACUGUUCAUUGUUGACAAAUUAUUAUAAAAACAUUUUUUUAUUCUCAACAGCUGGAAGUGCACACUCCCCCUCCACUAGCAUGGCGUCCUCUGCACAGUACAGACAACUGGUAAAUGACUAUGGACCCCCAUCCUUGGGGUACACGCAGGUAAGAGCGAUACUCCUACCUGUAAUUGUUAUAAACCAUGGGAUAAGCUAGAAUUUUGGUUAUCUUUUCAUAAUGAGAUGAAACAGGGCAAAUUAUUACCUUACAGCUGUUGUUGAGUUGCAGCUCCUUUAUUUGUAUUUGACCCAUUAUAAAUCAAUUUUGUUUUGGGUUAAGAGUAGUCGGAAUGUCUAAUUUUACCCAGCUAUGUGAUAACAUGGGGAAUACUUAUGUACAUGCCAUACUUUUUGCCUGUACUCACAAAAUCAUAUCAGCAAAAAAGAAACAAACAAAAAACCCCCACACAUUUAGGAGAAAUUAUAUUGUGCUACCAAUAGAUAGAUCAUAGUAAAACAUUGAGUAUCAACAGCAACUGUCUCGGUAAUAAUGAUAUGUGGCUUCUGAAAUGUGUCUGAUCUUUGGUACUUAGGUUCUGAUAGGUAUGCAUCGUUAAUGCAACUGUGAUGGCAAACGUGCCACAGAUAUAUAGAUUAAAAGAUGGACUUAGCUGAAGAUUGAGUGCAUCCUGCAAGAAUACUAACACUGUGGAUGGUCACCCAUCUACAAAGAGACUGGAGAACCAUGCUCUGGGGAUGGUGCCUUUUGUACAGAGUGUGACCACUGCAAUUAUCCUAAAAACAUUGAUGUAGAAAAGUGUUUAUGUAUGUGGUGGCAGGUAGUAAUGGUGAUGAGAGGCUCAAGAUCCCCAGCACUCAUUUUGGUGUAGCUUUUAAAAGGAUGUUUUAUUGUUUAAAGGAACAUCCCAGUCACCAUAACCACUACAUCUUACUGUAGUGGUUAUGGUGAUCGGUGUGCCCUUGUGCCUUCCCCCCAACUUCCAUUAGUACUCCUGAACUAAGUACUGCAGUACAGAGCUUAGCUCAUUGGCUGAGACCAUACGUUGAGUUUUAGUGGUUAUGGUGCUUGGAUUGUUCCUUUAAGUAUGCAUUUUUACAGACAGGAGAUUGGAGCAAAUAGCAUCUCUUUUCAAAGAAAGGGACACAGGGUGACAAGUUUCAUUUUUUUUGGUGGUUGCCAGUUACCCCUUAACUCUACACUAGAAAACUGCACGCCCGGUUUCUUUGUAGUAACAGGAAAUGAAGCGUAAGUUGCUAAAAAUAGACAUUAAAGGAGAAAUAUAAAGUGAAGUUUUGCACCAUGCCACAUACCGGUACAAAACAUGUGGCUACAAAGGUCAAAUAUCAUAUAUUGGUGGGGGCUUUGUCAUCCUGCACUUUGGGCCUUUAUGUAUGUAUGUCAUUCAAAGAGUUAAUAUUGAAAGCUUAUCAGUUUGGAAACAGCAGGAAUGCAGACAGAUUAUCUCAACAAAAAUGUUUAUAUAAAUCUAAAUAGUAUAGAAAUUGCUCAUGGGUUUUAAACCAUAUUGUUAAUAUCAUAAGUACAGUUGCAUUGUUUCCUAGAUAAAACACAUAUCUUAAUGUAGCUAACAUGAUAAUGUUAAUUGGCUUCUUAUUUUUGUUUAAUGAAUCUGUUUUAUAUCUCCAUAAUACUAGGCUUGAGAAUUAUUUGUAGAACCCAGGAGCCAGACUAUGGUGUGUUCUGGCUGUACCUGGAUACUCAUUGAUACAGAGUAAAUUAAAAAGAAAAAUCAGCUGGAAUGAGAUUAAAAAAAAACACUACUUUAAAAAACAAACCACCACUUUAGAUUUCUACUUUAAGGUCUAUUUUCAGCAACUUACCCUCAAUUUCCUGUUAGUGCAAAUAAUUAGGUUGUGUAGCAUUCUCAUAUAGAGUUCCCUGACGCAAGACUAAAAUGAAUGCAAACCAAACCUGUAACAACUUCUAAGGGUUAUCUAAAUUCUGAAAAGCAUUCUUCCUGGUAAAACAAUUUGUAAAUAAGAACUGUAAAUGGCUGGGAAUAAUUUAAGUGUAUAACCCUUGGGGGUUUAUUCACACAGCACUGACUAGAGACUAGAGCGGAUUUGGAGAUUUUUUUUUCUUCCAUAUCAACAGUUCUUAAGCAUUUUCAGUUCAAUACUAUGUGGUAUUUAGUAAAUGACCCCAUCUGUUUUGAUUGAAUGUGCAUGGUAUAUGAAGUGGCCACUUUACACUUUCUAAGGAAAUAACACUCCUUAAAACUUAUCUCAAGGACAUCCUGAUUUGUGUCAUAUUGAACCAUUGUGUAUUAUAUCCUGUUUAGGGUACCAGUAAUAACCAGGUGCCACAAAGCAAGUAUGCAGAACUCCUUGUGAUCAUAGAGGAACUGGGGAAAGAAAUUAGACCAACCUAUGCAGGCAGUAAAAGUGCCAUGGAAAGACUAAAAAGAGGUAAGUGUGUCCUGUUACAUUGUAGCAACAAAUACGCUUCCUCAACCAUUUUCUGUAUAAGUAAUAUGUACAUUGAAGGGACACUAUAGUAAUCAACUUUAGCUGUAAGCCAUAAUCAUCGCACUUAUGACAAAUCACGGCUUGAACUAUCUUGCUUUGGAUGUAAUGCGUCGAUGUCAUAUAUUACUUUCCCCUUUUACAUUGCAUUACUGAAAUAAGUUAACUUUUGCGCGAUAUUCUAACUUUUCGAGUAUCACCUGUACAGUACAAUAGUUGGCAAGAUGUUGAUGUAUCUGAUUAUUUGGCAGAGACUAGUCAUGCUCCUGCCAUUUUAAUAGCUUUUCCUGUCCUUGUUGAAUUAAGCUAACAUAAUGAGACUGAGUAUGGGCUGGCUAGACAGACAUGCCUCAUUUUUGGUUAGGAAAUCCCAUUCUGGGUGCGAGGUCACUUGUUACCACCCUCUUGCUGGCCCGCUCACCCUUGGUCUCAUAUCCAUGCCUCCCAAUGUUGGGGGUAUACAAGUAUGUAUACAGGUUCUGGGUUGAAAUCACUAAUAUUGUUUUUCUAAUUUGUAACAAAGCAAAAUAACUCUUUAUUUAGCCUUUGUAGAUAAUGUGUACUUUUCCCCCUUUCAUUUAAUGAGUGCCAAUUUCAAUAUAAAUGUACACUUUAAUAAAUGAACUUUAUUACAAGUCCAUGGCAAUGAGACUUUUGACUUGUUACUUCCUGGUAGUUUAACACCAUGGAAUUAAACUCUAGAAGCUUGCAGUUGCCCAGUGCACUUGCUUUGCAAUAAAAGUAAUAGAGAGCACUGGGAAGUCUGUGAUUAGACAGCAACCAAAGGUCUGUGCUUCUGGAAGAAUGGGAGGGCUUGCAGUAGCUGCAGAUAAUAGGUCUGCAGCUUUUGCAGGACAGUAUUUCACAUACCCCGUAGAGUGUCCCUUUAAAGGACCACUAUAACAUUAGGAAUGCAUACCUGUCUCUCGUAAUGUUCCCUCUUUUUCCAGUAACUCUCUUGUUGCUGCUUACCUCUCCACCUCCCGCAAUGUCUUCAAGAGAGGAACAAAAUCCUUGCCCAUCAUUCCCCAACCGAGUGCUCAUCACAGAGAAGCAUUAAGGACCUGAUGCGCAUGCGCAACAAGUGCCACGCCAGCAUCGAAUGCUUCUCAGUGGAAAUCAUUGAAUUCAGUGCUUUCCUAUGAGCUUUCGCAUCACGUGACCUAGUUUUACUCGGUCAGCGCAGCAGAAGAACCUCUAAACACGGUCAGGAAGACAGACACUCGAGGUGGAUGUAACCCUGCAAUGUAAAUAUUGAAGUUUCUGAAAAAACGACAGUCUGUUACAUUGCAGAGUUAAAAUGACAGGACCACUGCACCAAGACCACUUAAUUUAAAUAAAGCGGUCUUUGUGUCUACAGUUGUCCCAUUAAUUACAGAAUUAAACAUCAAGUUACAGUGAUACCUUUUGUAAUUAUUUGCAUUGGAGAUUUUUUUCAGCUUUGACAUUUCUCCCUAAAAUUGGCCAUUAACUGUGUCCACUCUCAGUUUAUUGAAUAAACUCAUUAGAAGUCUAUUCAGUAAACCCUGAAUUCUCAUGUAUAUUUUUUUUGUUUUUCUUUUCUCUCUCUUUAACUCUUCUUCUCCUUUUUGUAUAGGUAUCAUCCAUGCACGAGGUUUGGUACGAGAAUGUCUGGCUGAAACAGAGCGUAAUGCCAGAUCUUAGCUGUGCCACAUGAAGCAUACAACAUUUUCUUUUUGGAAUUUCAGGGCAGUUUUCUGAAUAUUUAGCCAAGGGGAUUUACAUUGUUUGGUCCCUUUUGAUGUACUGUAAAGCUGCUGAAUACAAGAUAAGAUUUUUACAAGUUAAAAGAAUUUCCAUAUAAAAAAAAAUAAAUAAAAAUUAAAAGUAUUACUGGCUCUUUUAAAUUAUUAUUUUAAAGGGUCCAUGGAAAUUCAUACAUUGCAUCAUAAGCUUCAACUUAAUUUUCAUUUCUUGUACAUUUAACAUUAUCCAAGUUCUUCUACCAACCUUUCUGCAUUGUACGCUAAAUAAUUUUGUGUUUUUAUAAGAACAAUGCAUGUUUUCUUUUGCCAAGUGGGUUGUGUUUGUUUGCGUCUGUCAUAUAGUAAUCAUGUUUUAUUCCAGCCCUAAAUAAUCUGGUUUCCUCCCCAAAUGUCAUUAACUUUUAAUAAUGUAUAUCCAGUCUACCCCUUUUAAAAUUCUGCACAGGAAUGAACAUUCUUUACAAAUAAUCUGUUUAACAUAGCACAAAGGAUGUUUCUAGCCUAAUGAUGUCAUCUGCCUCAUUUGGAGUGAAUAGUGAAUAAUCUAAAAACCUACAUCUUCUGGGAGAAAUGACUGAUCACGGAUUUUCCUCUGAAAAGUGACAUAAAUGUUAGCUACGUAAAAAUGCUGUAGUGUUUUGUUAUGACCGGGCUAUCAUCGACCUAUGCAUUUGCAUGUAUAAAAACCUUUGACAACCAUUCAACAUGCAUGACUUAUUUAAGUGAGAGAACUCUUGUUACUUUUCCAUGGAUAGAUCUAUGCAUCUGCCAAAACUGCAAAUAAAAAUAAUAAAAUAUUUAGAUUAAGGCUGUUAAGUGUAGACAGAUAUUAAAAAAAAAAUAAUCCAAUGGAAACUAUUUGCAUCUUUGUAUGUAUUUAUUACUUGAUGUAAUAAAGCUUAUUUUCACUAAGAAAACUUUGUAAUUUUUUUUCCAGUUUACAUUGGUUAAUGGUUUUUGCCCACCUUUUAUAAAUGCAGAGUUGUAGUGGCACAUCUGUAGGUCCCUGUGUAGUGACACCAGAAUCACUU